AUGGCCAGCUCGAGUUUCGCAGAAUGGCAACGUCGCAGUGACUUUCAACUCGGGGUCGGGCUACUAGGAAUGGCUUCCUUUGUCCUCGUGGCUGUCUUCUGCGCCGUUUUAUACAGAGUUAGCGGGUCAUCCAGCAUCAAGAAAAUCACUGCACAUCCCUACGUGCUGUUUGCAUAUGCGUGCAUGCUCAAACCUCAUGGAAGAAGAAGUGACGGGGGCCAACAGUCAGCUUUAGAAAACUUCUACUCCACUCAGGCAAGUGUAUAUGAUGCCACGAGAAAACGUCUCCUCCAGGGCAGAGAAGAUAUGUUGGCGAUUAUUGCCGCAAAGCUACAGUCGAGGGCUCUCUCCAACAGAGGCCGCAAGCCGGUCUGGUACGAUAUAGGCGGCGGGACUGGUCACAACAUCGAGGUCAUGGACAGGUUGGUGGGCAUUGAGACGUUCUUUGAGCACGUUUUCCUCGUCGAUUUGUCCACCUCCUUGUGCGAAGUCGCGAACGAACGGAUCCGCGUGCAUGGCUGGAAGAAUGUCACUGUGCUGUGUCAGGAUGCCCGGGAAAUCGCAUGUACUCCCUCGUCGGCCGAUUUGAUCACCAUGAGCUACAGUUUGUCAAUGAUUCCCGACUUCUAUAGCGUGGUCGACAUGGUUUCAAGCUUCCUGUCUCCGAGUGGCUUGAUUGGAAUUUGUGACUUCUACGUCCAAAGCAUUGUCGACGUCUCUUCAAGAAAUUACGUGGGUGGAACUUUCAAUCGCCAUGUCAACUGGUUUGGGCGGAUGUUCUGGCGGACAUGGUUCGAUGCUGAUCGAGUCAAUCUUGACGGCGGUCGGCGAGACUACAUCGAGUAUCGCUUUGGCACCAUUCUCUCGGCCAGCGAGCGGAAUUAUCUUCUGGGCGGUAUUCCGUAUUACAUCUUCGUCGGGUGCAGACGCGACGCCGAUAUCUUUGCAGAGCAAGGCGAGGAUGUUCUUGCGAAACUUGAUGCUGCUCUUACCGAGUCUCCCUACUUGUCGCCCACCAGAUUCCAGGAGCAACGGGCGCAGGAUGCUCAGCAUAAUGUUCCUCGGUCGAAAUCAUACGAGUCAGCUAUUGUCAACCUCAGUUCCGACCUACCUCUUCCUGCGGCCUUCUACCAACAACAUCACUGGAGAAUACACUACAAUGAUCUUCUUAGCAAGCAUCAACAGUUCGGUGACGAAUACAUUUAUGCCUUCAACUGGGAGGAUCCCAAAGUCGACCGCCAAAUUCUAAACAUCAAUAAAGACGACGUCAUUCUCACCAUCACCAGUGCUGGAGACAACAUCCUCGACUACCUCCUCGAAAAGCCCCGACGAAUCCAUGCAGUUGACCUCAAUCCCAACCAGAAUCAUCUCCUUGAGCUGAAGGUGGCGGCAUUCACAGCAUUGCCAUAUAGCGAUGUCUGGCAAAUGUUUGGCGAAGGGCAGCAUCCUGACUUUCGCAACCUCCUUCUUUCUAAGUUGAGUCCUCACAUGUCCAGUCAAGCAUUUCAGUACUGGCUCCACAGUGCUCACGUCUUCGGCUCACCGGGCGGACUUUACCAAAGCGGUGGUUCGAGGCACGCAAUCAGACUCAUUCGCCGACUCUUCAAGGCGUUUGGUCUGAUGGCCAAGGUACAUACAAUGUGUCGAGUGGAAACCCUGAAUGAGCAGAAAGAACUCUGGCCGAGUAUCAGGAAGAUCCUGCUGAGCUGGCCCCUUCAUCGUGCAGUGGUGUCAACAGAAUGGUGGGCAUGGAAGGCCGCCGGUGUUCCUCCUGCACAACAUGCACUCAUCCUGGAGGACUAUUCCCAGCGGACGGAACUUCCCAAGUCGAGAUGCGGCGAAGCCAUCUGGCAGUACGUCGUUGACACUUUGGAUCCGGUGGUCGAGACAACACAGAUCAGUCGGGACAAUUACUUCUACUACCUCUGCCUCCAAGGAAGAUAUUCGAGGAAAUGUCACCCGCGGUAUCUCGGAGUCAAAGCCCAUGCGACUCUGUCAAAGCCUGACACGUUUGACGGGUUACGCAUCCACACCGACGAGAUUAUGGAAGUAAUCGCACGGAUCAGCCCGUCAACGUUGACCAUUGCCAUUCUCAUGGACUCCAUGGACUGGUUUAACCCCGGCGAGACGGUGGCGCAUGAGCAGAUCGUCGCCCUGAACAAAGUACUCAAAGUCGGCGGGCGCGUCCUCUUCCGAUCGGCAGCGCUGCGUCCUUGGUACACGCAGAUUUUCGAGAAGAAUGGGUUCGAGGCCAAAUGCGUCGGCAGAAGAGAUUCUGGGAAGUGUAUUGAUCGUGUGAACAUGUAUGCUUCAACCUGGAUCUGCACGAAGAGAUUCGAUCUUUUGAUGAGUCCAGCAGGUGGAUUGAAGGUCGGCACUGUCGGGGCUCUUGAGGAGCUGCAGAUCUGA
Messenger RNA from Capronia coronata CBS 617.96, 2409 nucleotides. RefSeq lists its product as uncharacterized. The transcript has 6 exons. The record is from RefSeq and is a predicted model, not a curated record. NCBI's taxonomy places the organism in Eukaryota, Fungi, Ascomycota, Eurotiomycetes, Chaetothyriales, Herpotrichiellaceae. Bases 1 to 2409 code for a protein of 802 amino acids.